AUGGCUGACGAUCAACACCAAAGCCCUCCGGCGGCCAUGAAACGUGUGUCGAGAGCAUGCACCUUCUGUCGCGCCCGCAAAUCCAGAUGUGAACUGGAAGCUUCAGGCGGCCAACCUCCGUGCGCAAGAUGCAAGAAAGAAAACCGCGAGUGCGUGCUGGGCACGUCCAACCGCGGCGGCAGCCGAGUGAGGAAGAAGCUGCUUUCCACCAGCCUGUCCAACCUGUCCAACCCUCCGACAUUGUCACCCCUUCUCGAGACCGACGACACUGCCGACACCAACGCUAAAUCCCACGUCCGUCCCCCUCCAUUCUUACAACCCUCCCCUCUCCAAGAUCGCGCUUCGAGCACCGCAGGCUUGGCAAGUGGUGUGGGAGGAACCACCACCAGUGUGAACGCAGCCGACGAUGAUGACUCGGCGUCCACGGCCGACAGCACAAUUGGGAACACUAUACCGAGGAAUCCAUCAGAUGCAUGGCAGUUGUUGAAAGAUGUGGCGAACCGAGAGGCAGACCAGCUACAAAUCCGAGGAGGAAUGACUCAGUCGGGUGAUGUAUCACACCAAGACAUGCAGAAUGGAGCGAGACCAGAGCCCAGGGGGUCCAUCAAUGGCAUACAUGCUGGAAUAUCCACCUAUCGACUGGUGCGCGAAGGCUACCUCACUCCCGAGAUCAUCCAAAUGCUGGUUCGACGGUAUGCCGAGCAUUAUCACCCGUACCUCCCCUUGGUCCCGCGCAAAUAUUUUGAUCCUGCUCAACUGGACGUCUUCGCGGUCAAUGAUAAACAUCUAUUGACCGCCGUCAUCACUAUCUCGUCCAAGGACCUUAUUGAACAGCCGACGAUCCAUACGUGCUGCUCCCGAUACAUGCAUGAUCUGAUAUCGGGGAUCGCUGCUGGCCACGACUGCGAGGUCGAGGCCGUCGAGGCAUUGCUGUUGCUCGCCGAAUGGGAGCCGCAAGGCCUGCGGAAUCGCAUCGAAGCUGUGGGACGAGGUGAGGAGGAUCGAUCGGCUUGGAUGCAUGUUGGGAUGGCCCUUCGUACUGGCUAUUUCCUGGGCCUCGACCGAACUUCAUUUCGACAAGAGUCUGCUGAAGAGGCGAGGAUUGAUGGACGGAAACGCCUAGCUUGGGCCAACUGCUAUGUCUCGGAUCGACUGAUCUCGGUGAGAAUCGGAAAGGCAUUCUGGUCGAGAGGCCCUGGACCCAUGACAGGCCUAUCCUCUCAAGAUUUCCCUUCGUUACAGCCACUCAGUCCGGACGACGAAGAUUAUGCCAAAAUCAUGCAGGCCACCUUGGAUCUCACCCAGCUCUACUCCAAUGUGCACGACGUUCUCUACUCGGGUAUGCGCACUAGUGGACAGAUGAUGCUCAUGGGAGACUAUGUCAAGUAUGUCGACGAUUUUCGCGCCGCCAUUGCUCGCUGGAACACCACCUGGGGUAAACUGGAGUGCUCCCCUUAUAUCAAGGUCACCCUGCAGAUGGCGUACGAGUAUCUGUGUCUGUACACCAACGCCUUUGCCUUUCAAGCGGCGAUCGCUCAAGCAAUUGCCAGCAAACCCAAGAGUGACGCCCACUCACUGAGGGAUCAUCUUCGAAGUGUGUUCAGGAAUGUCGGGGCGAUGCCAGAUGCCCGCUUCAUUUGGGCCAGUGUGGCCGCUGCGAAGGCCUAUCUGACGCUUCUCAGCACACAAGUGGACCCCAGCAAAUACCUGCGGUACAUGCCGUUGAGAUAUUACCUCUACUGCAUAUAUUCCGCGGUCUUCUUGUACAAGGCACGCUCGUUCGGUGUGAUGACGGACAUGGAAGAGCGCCAAGUUCGACAACUGGUCUUCCAGACCAUGGAAGUUCUGAAACGAGCGUCUGUCUCUGCUCAGGAUCCGGGUUCGCGCUAUGCAAGGCUAUUGGAGUUGUUGUGGAUUAAGCCGCAAAAGGCCCCUUCACAAUUCCCGCCUCCAAUUCAAUCCCCCGCAGCAUCGGACGGUCCACUGUCGUCGAGUGGCAGCGUUCGCGUUGACGCACAAGGCUAUAUGCAAUUCAGUCCGGCCAACGACUUCUCAUGGCUGGAUCUGGAGGCGGUCGGCGAUUACGUCUCGGGUGACCAAAUAACGGGCAAUGGGGUAAAUAUGCUCGCUCCGAUGGUGAAUUUCGAGUCGGCGUCGACUUUCAUGCCUCAGGGGCAGGCCCAAGGGAUGCAGUGGCAGCAGACCAACAAUUCGAUGAACUGGCCAGUGGACUGGAAUGGCAACUUGUUCUUCUGA
Messenger RNA from Fonsecaea erecta, 2256 nucleotides. RefSeq lists its product as hypothetical. Gene Ontology annotation, molecular function: DNA binding; DNA-binding transcription factor activity, RNA polymerase II-specific; zinc ion binding. The transcript has 2 exons. Gene Ontology annotation, cellular component: nucleus. The record is from RefSeq and is a predicted model, not a curated record. The coding region runs from base 1 to 2256 and encodes 751 amino acids. Gene Ontology annotation, biological process: DNA-templated transcription; regulation of DNA-templated transcription. NCBI's taxonomy places the organism in Eukaryota, Fungi, Ascomycota, Eurotiomycetes, Chaetothyriales, Herpotrichiellaceae.